Molecule: messenger RNA, 393 nt
Organism: Dovyalis caffra
Lineage: Eukaryota; Viridiplantae; Streptophyta; Magnoliopsida; Malpighiales; Salicaceae
Source: the annotation of a GenBank genome assembly
AUGGAGCAUGUUGACUUCGGAGUUCCUGAUGGUCAUUCUGCAGCAUCCGGAAAGCUUGUCUGUAGAUCUCCAGGCCUUGAGAACAUACUGGAAAGGCCUCUAAUGACAGCACAGAACAUGGCAAUGGAGGACGGAACCAUCAAAAGCUGCUCAAACUUCACAGUGCUUACAGCUUUUGCGUGGCAUGCUCGCAGCAAGGCACUGCAGAUGAAUCCUGACCAAGCAAGUCAACUUGUGUUUAUGGUUGAUGUUAGAUCCAAACUUAAUCCACCACUGCCGAAAGGAUAUUGUGGCAACGGAAUUGUCAUAAGCAGUUGUCUUUGCACAGCAGGAGCAUUGAUCGAAAACUCACUUUCUUUCGCAGUGAAACCGGUGCAAAACGGAAUUGAAUAG